Gigantopelta aegis is the source of this 2924-nucleotide messenger RNA. RefSeq names its product DNA ligase 4-like. The coding region runs from base 40 to 2823 and encodes 927 amino acids. Gene Ontology annotation, molecular function: DNA binding; ATP binding; DNA ligase (ATP) activity. Lineage: Eukaryota; Metazoa; Mollusca; Gastropoda; Neomphalida; Peltospiridae. The record is from RefSeq and is a predicted model, not a curated record. Gene Ontology annotation, biological process: double-strand break repair via nonhomologous end joining; nucleotide-excision repair, DNA gap filling; DNA biosynthetic process. The transcript has 18 exons. Gene Ontology annotation, cellular component: DNA ligase IV complex; DNA-dependent protein kinase-DNA ligase 4 complex.
UCUUAUUUAUUAACCCCAAUCUUUAUAAUUAUUUGUUUCAUGAUUUUUGGUUUCUCAUCUAUAUUUAAUUAUUUUGCAAUAAUGCCCAACACAGAUGACGAAAACCUGACAGUAACUGUUGCGUCCAAGGUUUCUUUCACAGAACUUUGUGGUUUGCUGGAAAAGAUUUCUAAAACUUCAGGAAAUGAUAAAAAGAAACGAGUUUUAAAAGAUUUUGUGCAGAAAUGGAGAAAUUUUCACGAUGAACUGCACUCAAAAUCAAAUGACACGAAUGAUUCUUUUUAUCCUGCAAUGAGGUUGCUAUUGCCACAUUUAGAUAAAGAGAGAUUGGCUUAUGGAAUCAAAGAGCAUAUGCUUGCCAAGUUGAUGAUUGAGGUACUCUGUUUGGGAAAAGAUAGUCCUGAUGCAACUCGACUCCUCAACUAUAAGUCACCUAAAAAUGCAAGAGCUGAUGCUGGGGACUUUGCCAGUGUGGCUUACUUUGUGUUGAAGAACCGAUGUCCGGAGAAAGGAACACUGACCAUAGAGGAGGUGAACUCUUGUCUGGACAGCAUCGCUACAAACAACGCGGCCAAGAAGAAGGACGAGGUUCGGAAGAAUAUUCUCCACCUGCUGAAGAACCUGUCGGCCAUGGAACAGAAAUGGCUGAUUCGCAUGAUUGUCAAGGAGCUAAAGGUCGGUCUCAGCCAGGCGUCCAUUCUCUCUGUGUACCACCCUGAUGCAGAGGAGCUCUACAACGUCAAUAACAACAUAGAGAAGGUCUGCCGACUGAUGCGUGACCCAUCUGUUCGUGUUCAUGAGAUUGGGAUCAGCAUAUUCUCUCCAUUCACUCCCAUGCUUGGUGAGAGAGCAUCUCCUGACAAGGUAAAAGAGAAACUAAUGGAUGGAUACUUCAUUGAAACCAAAUUUGAUGGAUGUUAUUCAAAAAAUGAAAAUGAUUUUAUUUUUAUUUCCAGUGGAAAUGAAUACACUCAUAUAUUUGGUGCUACACCAUUUGAUGGUACUUUCACUCCAUACAUUGCAAACUGCUUCAAACCAGGAGUUAAAACCUGUAUAUUGGAUGGAGAGGUUUUGGGAUACCAUGCUGCAAGCAAAACCUAUGGAACAAAGGCAGAACAGUUUGAUGUAAAGUCAAAGGAUCUGUUGGAAACUAAGGGAUACCAGCCCUGUUUGAACGUGUUUGACAUUCUUCUCUUUAAUGACAAAGUGCUAACAAAUCUGCCACUGAGAGAGAGACUGUUGUACAUUGAUAAAGUCUUCAAUCCCAUAGAGGGACGUAUAAUGGUCAGCACACACACAGAAGCAAAAACCAAUCAAGACUGUGCUGAUGCUCUGAAUGAAGCCAUUGAUAACCAAGAAGAAGGUAUCUUAGUAAAGAAUCCCGAGUCGGUGUAUCGUCCUAACACGCGGAAAGGGGGCUGGUUCAAGAUCAAGCCCGAGUACAUUGGUGGGCUGAUGGAUGAGCUGGAUGUCUUGAUAGUUGGAGGCUAUUUUGGUGUUGGUCAUCGAGGUGGAAUGAUGUCUCAUUUCUUGUGUGCAGUCGCUGUGCCGCCAGAAGAUGGUGAAAAACCUAGCGUGUUCCACUCGUUUUGCAAGGUUGGUUCAGGUUACACCAAGAAGCAGUUGAGUGAAUUUAACCUAAAGCUGGCUGAACACUGGAAAGUGUUUGACAAGAAAAACCCACCAUCUUGUGUAGUCCUAGCUUCAGGCUUCAAAGAAAAACCAGAUGCCUGGAUAGAACCAUCAAAUUCCUGCAUUGUCCAGAUAAAGGCAGCAGAAAUUAUUGAGAGUGACAGGUUUAAGACAGGUUUUACUUUACGUUUCCCUCGAGUUGAACACAUCCGACAUGACAAGCCUUGGUUUGAGUGCAUGACCGCAGCAGAUGUGGAAGAUUUGAAACAGAAGUCUGGAGGCAAACUAACAGGUGGGAAGUUUGAGCUUGGUGAUAGUGGUGGUGAACCUGUAAAGAAAAAACGUAAAAUUGUGUCUCGGUUUGAACGACCAACCUUGAUGAACCAGUUUAAAGCAGCUGAUGUCUCCAAAGUGCAACAGGUUUCAAAAAUGUUUGAAAACAAGGAAUUCUGUGUGAUCAAUGGACCCUUGGAUCAUCCAAAACAUGAACUGGAGAAGAAGGUGGUGGAGUUUGGUGGAACUAUUGUUCAAAAUCCAGGUUCAAACACCUUCUGUGUGCUAGUGGAGAAGGUUGCGGUCCGUGUAAACAAUCUAAAGAAGAGGGAUAUUUAUGACAUUGUUAAGGUUUCUUGGUUCCUCAAAUGUGUGGAUGCUCAGAGGUGGAUGGACUGGACACCAGAUGAUAUGAUUCACACGUCGCCUAAGACACACAAACUGUUUCAACAGGACUACGACGAAUAUGGUGACAGUUUUACUUCAGACACCACAGAAGAGCAGCUGCUAAAGGUGUUUGAGAAAAUGGAAAAUGCAGUACAAGAUGUCAGUACCUGGGAUAUUGCUGAGUUAGAGGACAAGUAUUUCCCAGACGAAUCACCUUAUGGCCUUUUCAGAACAUGCAGGAUAUAUCUUGACAACAACCUGGUGGUAAGUGAUGCCACGACUCGGAUUCCCAACUGCAGUUUGGAUCUUCUCGGUCUUGAGCUGCGGUUUUUUGGUGCAACCAUCACGGACAAACUGGAUGCGGACGUCUCUCAUGCCAUUGUUGAAGUCAAAGAUGUGAGUCGUCUUCAACAACUACGAGACGUGAGGAGGAGAAGAACGAAAAAGUUCCACAUCGUUACGGAGGCUUGGGUCCGAGCUUGUCUGGAGGAUGGAGAAUUAUGUACUGAAAGAAUUUAUGAACCAAAAUAAUAGAGAUAUUAACCACACACUAAUAUACAGAAAUAUUGUUGAUAAAUUUAUUAAGCUGAAAUAAGACGGGAAAUGACUUACAUUACAGUUUUAUGACCAUG